AUGGAGCCAAGACCUGCCACCAGAUUCAAGGAGAAUGUGCCCCCGAAGACUGUGACUGUCCUGGGGCCAGCUGAUUGCCCCCAGAUCCAAAGCCCUCGAUACACCCUGGUCCCAGCUGCAGACAGCCCUCCCUCAGGCUCCCUUCUGUCCCUCCUCAUCCAUGCUCUAUGUGGCCAGGCCUCUGUCAAACCACAUGACCACCUGGCUCCGAGGCCCCUGGGCCUGGAGUUCCCUCAAGGAUAUGAGCUGAAGAGAUCCUGGAGGAGCCUGGACAUCAGCCUGGGCAGUAGAGGAGGCAGGAGGAUGUCUAAGUGCCAGGCCACCAUACGCUCCCAAGACUCAGUGCUAUGCCAGAAAGCUUACCAAGUCCAAAGCAAUCUGACCAGCCCUUGUCCCCGCCUGGCCCUUGCCCUGAAGGAUACAACUGGCCAACUAGGUGACACAGGUCUCUGGCAGCAGAGUAACCUACAGCUUUCAGCAGGGAGGUCCCAAGCGAGGACCCGAGAGCCCUUUGCACAGCAGAGUAACCUGUGCUUCCAAGGGACCACCAGCCCCCAUCCACGGAACAGCUGCCUGUCACCACCUGGAGCAUCCUUCUACCAGAGGCAGACACCCCAGGCCACAGACACCCAAUGCUUGGACUUAAGACUCUCUGGGGGCUUAGCACCUCUUAAUGGGUAUACAUGGCCUGACCACAGGCCCUGGUGUGGUUCAGGGAGCGGGGCACCCAGGCUUGUUGGGGAGCCCCUCACCCUGGAGGACCUGUCUGUCUCUGCCCACAGCCGGUCCUGGGUCUCAUCCCGUUCCUCACACAGCAGUAACCACUGGUUGCUGGACCCUAUCCAACACCUUGAGCCUGAGAACAAGGCUCAAAGUGUUGGGGCCUCGGAUCCCCAGGCAGCGUGCCGGAAGCUGCUGUCCAGAAGUUUCAGAGCCUGGAGACACUUGUCACAGAGGCACCAGGCAGCAGCUAAGGCCGAGGCGCUGAGUCACAGGCAGCUGAUUCGAAAGAGCCUCAGAGUACUGCGCUGGGUCCUACGGCUCCGGGAGGCCCGGCUGGAGGCUGCAUGGGAGCAAUGUGCAGAGGCUCUGCUGGCCUGGAGCUUCCAAGAGGGGAGAGGAGUUGCUCUGCAGCAGAAACAGGGGCUACCCCACACCCAGGCUGCAGCUCCGUUCUUUGCUUCUAGGGGAAGCCCUUCCUUGGGAAGAGAAGCAGCCACAGGCCUUGCCUGGAAAUGCAGGUGCUUCAGGGCCUGGCAACGGUUCGUGCAAAGGGGGGCCCAGUGCAGGCGACACCUGGCACACCGAAGGCUGAGGGUCCUGAGGAUAUGCUUGGGACAGUGGAUGGAAAUGAAGCAGCUCCAGGCCUCAGAUGUGACAAAGGUGACUCAGUUGGCCCUCUAUCGGCGGAAGGCAGGUGAGCAGAGUGGGGAUAAGGCCCUCAGCAUCUUAGUCCCAGGAACUGCCACCUCCUAUUCCCUGGAGACAGUGGUCCAGGCCCAGCAGCUACCCAGGAAGCCAGAUGGGUGCUCCCUGUGGGAAGCCUGCCAAAGGUUGGCCUUACACCGGGUCCUGAUGCUCUGGAGGACACGACUCUACCAGCUCCAGCAAGCCCUCUCCUUUUUUCAGGGCAUGCAGAAGCGGGCUCUGCAGCACAUCCUGAGGCAGUGGCGUUUAAGGGUCUGGGGUCUGGAUUCUCCCCUAAACACCAUGGAGACCGUGUUAGCCCUGGAGCCAUGGGGCAACAGCCAGAGAGGGGAAGCCUGGCUGGGCUGCAGAGCAUCAGGAUGCUCACUGGAGAAGGUGCAGGUCCUGCAGACUGGGGGUGCAGUGAGGUUGUACCGGCGUACCCUGCAGAGGCGUGUCCUCCCUGAAGCCACUGGUCUGCAGCUCGAGGGCCUUGGACAGAGCCAGCUGGGAUCAGAGCCACGGGCUGUGAUGGGUGUGGUGGCAGCUGCUGGUGCAGUGGUGGGCAGUGCAGAAGAGAGUCAGGAGCAGGGCCAGGGACUGGUGCAAGUGGCCCUGAGCUGCUGGCUCUCCUGCUGGCAAAGGCUGUACUAUUUCCAGGCCUGGUGUGAACGAGUGAGGGACUUAGGAGUGUCCCAGGACCAGCUGCAAGCCUUCCAGGAUGACCUGAAAGGAGCUCUGGGGGCCACACCUGCUAGCUCACAGGCGGCCUGCAGAGCAGGGCCCCAGGCACAGGAUCCGUGCAUGGCCCAGGGCUCUGUGCUGGGCAGGAGGAGCUUUUCCCAAGAGUGUGGAGCUGACCAGCAGCUGAGGAGGGCCCAGGCCCAGCAGGCUUUUGUGGUAUGGCGAGUGGCUCUGGGGCAGUACCCUGAGGCCCAGCAACAGGCAGGAAGGAGAGCUCAAGUCCUGAGUCCAGGCCAGGUGGCCCCGUGCUGGGUCCUGUGGAUGGAUGAUUCCUACCUAGGCCAGGUCCACCAAGCUCAUGCUGCCCAGCAGCUGGCAACCAGAUCCACGGCUGCUGGACACCGGUUGUACACAAUGUGCUGUGUAGCCCGGCACGGCGGCACGGCAGAGGCAUACAGAGAACCACAUCCUGUGUUCUGA
Messenger RNA from Phodopus roborovskii (desert hamster), 2571 nucleotides. RefSeq names its product chromosome unknown C1orf167 homolog (gene CUNH1orf167). Lineage: Eukaryota; Metazoa; Chordata; Mammalia; Rodentia; Cricetidae. Bases 1 to 2571 code for a protein of 856 amino acids. The transcript is spliced from 14 exons. The record is from RefSeq and is a predicted model, not a curated record.